This is a messenger RNA of Yarrowia lipolytica CLIB122, 1641 nucleotides long. RefSeq lists its product as uncharacterized. Gene Ontology annotation, cellular component: cytoplasm. The record is from RefSeq and is a predicted model, not a curated record. NCBI's taxonomy places the organism in Eukaryota, Fungi, Ascomycota, Dipodascomycetes, Dipodascales. Gene Ontology annotation, biological process: purine nucleobase biosynthetic process; purine nucleotide biosynthetic process. Gene Ontology annotation, molecular function: amidophosphoribosyltransferase activity.
AUGUGUGGAAUUCUAGGUCUGCUUCUGGCCGAUAACAACGGCGUGGCCUCCGCUGAGCUUCUGGACGGUACCAUGUUCCUCCAGCACCGAGGACAGGACGCCUGUGGUAUCGUUACCUCCGGUCCCCGGGGUCGACUGUAUCAGUGCAAGGGCAACGGUAUGGUCCGGGACGUCUUCACCCAGACCCGUGUAAAGGGUCUGGUCGGAAGCAUGGGCAUUGCUCAUCUGAGAUACCCCACUGCCGGCUCCUUCGCCAACUCCGAGGCUCAGCCUUUCUACGUCAACUCGCCUUAUGGACUGGUCAUGUCCCACAACGGUAACCUUGUCAACGCCCCUGCUCUGCGAGACUACCUUGACAAGUCUGUUCACCGACAUAUUAACACUGAUUCCGACUCCGAGCUGCUUCUGAAUAUCUUCGCCGCCGAGCUGCAGAAGCAUGACAAGGUCCGAAUCAACUCCGAGGAUAUCUUCACUGCCCUUGGUGGCGUCUACCGAGAGUGCCGAGGAGCUUAUGCCUGCACUGGAAUGGUGGCUGGCUACGGUCUCAUCGGUUUCCGAGACCCUCAUGGAAUCCGACCCCUGGUGGUUGGUUCUCGACCCUCUCGAACCGGUAAGGGCAAGGACUACAUGUUCUCUUCCGAGUCCGUGGCUCUGCAGGCCCUUGGCUUCACCGAGUGGGUGGACGUCAAGCCUGGAGAGGCUGUUAUCAUUGAGAAGGAUGGCGGAGAGCCCAUCUUCCGACAGGUUGUCCCCCAGGAGUCUUACACCCCUGACAUUUUCGAGUACGUGUACUUUGCCCGACCAGAUUCUGUCAUGGACGGUAUUUCCGUCUACCGAUCUCGUCUGGCUAUGGGAGGAAAGCUUGCUGACAACAUCAUUGCAAGAUUCGGAUCCCGAGAAAAGAUGCUUGAGGAGAUUGACGUGGUUAUCCCCGUUCCCGAUACUUCUCGACAUGCUGCUCUCGAGUGUGCCGUCAAGCUGCAGAUCCCUUACCGAGAGGGUUUCAUCAAGAACCGAUAUGUUGGCCGAACUUUCAUCAUGCCCAACCAGCAAGAGCGAAAGUCGUCUGUUCGACGAAAGCUCAACCCCAUGGUGCCCGAGUUUGACGGCAGAUCCGUUCUGCUCGUAGACGACUCCAUUGUCCGAGGUACCACCUCCAAGGAGAUUGUGCAGAUGGCGAGAGAGGCUGGAGCCAAGCGAGUAUACUUUGCAUCUUGCGCUCCCCCCAUCCGACACAACCAUCUGUACGGUAUCGAUCUUGCCGACACCAAGGCCCUAGUUGCCUACGACCGAGACGAGAACGACAUUUCCGAGCAGAUUGGAGCCGAUGACGUCUUCUACCAGACCCUGGAGGACCUCACCGAGGCUUGUCUGCCCGACACAGACACCAUGAUCACCCCCAAUGCCAUUGUGCCCGACAUCAAGGCAUUUGAAGUGGGUGUGUUCAACGGAGAGUACGUUACUGGUGUGGAGGAUUCGUAUCUGGAGUACCUGGAGCGAAUCCGAGGCCAGAACCAGCGAAUGAAGGAGCUGGGCGCUGAUGCCGAUCAGGCGAUGGCUUCCAAGCUUGCUGUUUACGGUGCCGAGGAUCCCAAGGCUGACGUGGACAUUGGACUUUACAACGAGGGAGACUACAAAUAG